Molecule: messenger RNA, 840 nt
Organism: Helicoverpa zea (corn earworm)
Lineage: Eukaryota; Metazoa; Arthropoda; Insecta; Lepidoptera; Noctuidae
Product: gamma-interferon-inducible lysosomal thiol reductase-like
Exons: 5
Coding region: 48-767 (239 amino acids)
Molecular function (GO): oxidoreductase activity, acting on a sulfur group of donors, disulfide as acceptor
Source: RefSeq, a predicted model, not a curated record
UUUCUUUCCUGAACAUAUAGCAUUCAGUCGUGUUUCAACUGUAUACAAUGCCUGAUUGCAAAAUUGUGUUAGUUGCAAUAUUCCUCGGAGUUGCGAUAUGUGAUCCUAGAAACAGCGGAUACUCGACUACCACAAGUAGUAGUAACUACAUUGAAAACUGGAACGGAACUUUUAUUGUACCUUCAAACGCAACCACUGUAAAGGAUAAAGUUGAAAUCAAAGUUUACUAUGAAACUCUGUGUCAGUUCAGCGUGGACUUCUUCGUGCAGCAACUAGAGCCAGCUCUGAAAAGACUGCCUUCACAUUUAGACAUACAUUUAAUACCCUACGGACACGCCGAGACUAUUCGUGCAAAUGGUGGAUACAAGUUCAACUGCCAGCAUGGAGUCCCGGAGUGCUUCGGCAACACAUUGCAGGCAUGUGCCAUUGACGUGCUUAAGAACACCACCAAAGUACUCCCCUUCAAUACUUGCCUCAUGCAAAAUAUCUCAUAUCGAACCAGCUACAGCCACGUGAUGUCCGUUAUCAAUUGGUGUGGUGCGGAGCACGACGUCAACGUACAAGACAUUUGGCGAUGUGUGCACAGCCGCCGUGGUUCGUAUCUCCUGAAGAGAUAUGGAGACGAGACCCACGCGGUGGCUCCUGCUUUCGUGCCUUACCUGACGAUAGACGGCAGCACCCUGUACCAAGAACAAGCUUUAAACAAUUUAGUUGCAACAGUUUGCCAAAUGCUAACGCCAAAGCCGAGAGAGUGUUUGACUGAUUAAUUUUUGCCAUAUGUAGAUUAAUUUAUUUUUAAAAUCUUGUGUACAUAAGUUAAUAAAAUAAGUUAUUUUCGUA